Monoraphidium neglectum is the source of this 399-nucleotide messenger RNA. RefSeq lists its product as hypothetical. The transcript is spliced from 2 exons. The record is from RefSeq and is a predicted model, not a curated record. Bases 1 to 399 code for a protein of 132 amino acids. Lineage: Eukaryota; Viridiplantae; Chlorophyta; Chlorophyceae; Sphaeropleales; Selenastraceae.
AUGCUGUUGGCUGAAGCGGGAACACGCAUCGAGGACGCGCGAGAGGCAACACAGCAGCCGCAGCAUCUGGGGCGGGAGCAGCAGCGGCAGCAGCAGCCACGGGCGCAGCAGCCACAGAAGCAGCAGCAGCAGCAGCAGCAGCAGCAGCAGCAGCAGCAGCAGCAGCAGCAGCCGCCCUGCCACCGUGAGGAGCGCCGUCGGCUAAAGGAGCGGCUGGCGGUCGUGGAAAAGGAGCUGCAGGCGGAGAGGCUGGCCGUGAGGGCGCUGAGCAGUGGGCGGGCAGGCGGUGGCAGCAGCUGCAGCGGCGGCGGCGGCGGCGGCGGCGGCGGCGGCGGCGGCAGCGGCCGCGGCGGCGGUGCUCGCAGCGCUGGCGGGCCGGACAAGCCGGCGCCGCAGUGA